AUGGGUUCCAGUGGCAGCACCCAAAAACCUCGUCCGGGGGGUCAGACAUCGUCCGUCCGGGGAGUCAGCCAACCCAAAACAGGCAAGCAGGACAUCGGCAAUGACAACUCUAGGCUCACCGUCAUCGAUAGCAACAACCAUACGGCAAUCCAGAAUGGAGACCACCAGAAACAAAAUGGCCGCCACAACUCAAAUUCACACUCGGGAGAAGAUUGUCAGCUGACUCCAGGGAAUCACUCUCUUACGUCUCCUAAACAUACCCUCCUUCCACCGAAGGCACCCAACAGACAUCAUGGCCGUGGCAACGAUGGCAGACGUCCCUCUAUCGCCUAUGGAGACAGGCGCCCUCCUACCCGAUCUCACAGACCUCGCACAGCGCCCUCUAGGCCAAAGACUUCUAUGUCUAUCAGCCAGAGGCCAACAAUCAGGGGGAGACAAAUCUCCACUAAACAGCUACAGAAGGUGGACCAGUUUUCCAGGAUUCUACACGGUGAUAUGUCUGUUGCGUGUCCGUUCUCCGCCAAAAUAGUCAGGAUCUUCACAAGCAGUACAUUCACAGACACGGAACACGAGCGGAACGCCUUGAUGGAACGCGUGUACCCCCGACUGAAGGAACGCUGCCGGCAGCUGGGGUAUGAGUUUCAAGUGGUGGACAUGAGGUGGGGUGUCAGGGAUGAAGCAACGGAUGACCACAUGACCUCUGAACUCUGUCUACUGGAAAUUGACCUCUGCAUGAAGUUGUCAACUGGACCAUGCUUUGUGACAUUCCUGUCCCACAAGUACGGGUAUCGACCCCUGCCCUCCCAGAUCAGCUCCCCCGAGUUCCUACUGGUCAUGUCGGCGGUGAAGAGGACAGAGGACAAAGAUCUCUUAUACAGAUGGUACCUUGAAGACGAAAACGCCGACCCCCCUACCUACGUGCUUCAACCAAUCAGCUCCCUCUUACCAGACUUCCUGUGUGAAGAUGGGGAGCAUCAGGUUGCCAAGGAUACUUGGUACGAAGUGUCGGACCAGAUGAAGAUGGCGUUGGAAGAGGCAGCCCGAGAGACGCUGGAGGCUCGUGAUGCUCACCGUUACGUCAUGUCAGGUAAGCAUAUUGUCGUUGAUAUCGGUAUUGAAGUCAAGCUGCUCCAGGUCAGUCACCGAACAAGAGAUCGCACAUGCGCUGUUCACGCCCGACAAUGUGGCGGGAAGAAGCGCGUGGUUUGA
Haliotis rubra (blacklip abalone) is the source of this 1209-nucleotide messenger RNA. RefSeq lists its product as uncharacterized. The record is from RefSeq and is a predicted model, not a curated record. Lineage: Eukaryota; Metazoa; Mollusca; Gastropoda; Lepetellida; Haliotidae. The transcript is spliced from 7 exons. The coding region runs from base 1 to 1209 and encodes 402 amino acids.